Hevea brasiliensis (rubber tree) is the source of this 1878-nucleotide messenger RNA. RefSeq names its product COBRA-like protein 2. Gene Ontology annotation, cellular component: plasma membrane. The coding region runs from base 242 to 1603 and encodes 453 amino acids. The record is from RefSeq and is a predicted model, not a curated record. Lineage: Eukaryota; Viridiplantae; Streptophyta; Magnoliopsida; Malpighiales; Euphorbiaceae. Gene Ontology annotation, biological process: plant-type cell wall cellulose biosynthetic process; cellulose microfibril organization. The transcript has 6 exons.
UAACCGUGGGCUUUAAUCCUUAAAGUCCACUUUUUUAGUGCUUAAACUGACUUCAUUGGUUUCUUGGCUUCUCGCCCAUGUGUGAGUGUGAGCUAGCGUUAACCAAGAGCCAGUCAGUCAUUCCCCCCACCGUGUUCUUUACUUUCUCUUGUGGUCUUUUUUGUCAUAAAGAUCUUUGGCCUACCAAGAACGCAGGACAAUCCUUGACAAUCCAAAAUACAAGCUCAUUCUGUGCCAAGAAAUGCGCUUUCUCUUCUCUCUCAUUAUGAGAACCCUUUCUCAAUUCACCUUUCUGCUUCUGUUUCUGUUUUCUUGCACCACCUUCACUAGCACAGAGGCCUAUGAUGCUCUUGACCCAAAUGGGAAUAUCACAAUCAAAUGGGAUAUUAUGAGCUGGACGCCUGAUGGAUAUGUUGCUGUUGUUUCAAUCUACAACUUCCAGCAAUAUCGUCACAUUGAAGCACCAGGGUGGACAUUAGGAUGGACAUGGGCAAAGAAGGAGGUAAUAUGGAGCAUGGUGGGAGGUCAAACAACAGAGCAGGGAGACUGUUCAAGAUUCAAAGGAAACAUUCCACAUUGCUGUAAGAAAAAACCAUCAGUAGUGGAUUUAUUGCCAGGAACUCCUUACAACCAGCAGAUUGCAAAUUGCUGCAAAGGGGGUGUAAUAAGCUCAUUGGUGCAAGAUCCAUCCAAGGCAGUAAGUGCAUUCCAGCUUAGCGUAGGUGCAGCUGGAACCACUAACAAGACUGUCAGGGUGCCUAAAAACUUCACUCUGAAGGCUCCAGGGCCUGGUUAUACAUGCGGACCAGCGAAAAUUGUUAGACCUAGUAAAUUUUUUACUGCUGAUAAAAGGAGAGUUACACAAGCUUUGAUGACAUGGAAUGUGACCUGCACAUAUUCGCAAUUCCUGGCUCAGAAGACCCCCACCUGCUGUGUUUCGCUCUCAUCUUUCUACAAUGACACGAUAGUGCCCUGCCCAACAUGUACCUGUGGCUGCCGAGGCAACAGUACUUCAUCAGGGAAUUGUGUAGAUCCAAAUGCACCACAUUUAGCUUCAGUUGUUUCCAGCUCAGGGAAAAACGGCCUUGCACCUCUUGUCCAAUGCACAAGUCAUAUGUGUCCAGUCAGAAUUCAUUGGCAUGUUAAGCUUAACUACAGAGAGUACUGGCGGGUUAAGGUCACAAUUACAAAUUUCAAUUACAAUAUGAACUACUCACAAUGGAACCUAGUUGUCCAACACCCAAACUUCGACAAUCUGACACAGACUUUUAGCUUUAAUUAUAAGGCAUUGACUCCAUAUUCAGUUAUAAAUGAUACAGCCAUGCUAUGGGGAAUUCAAUACUACAAUGAUUUGCUCAUGCAAGCUGGCCCUUCUGGUAAUGUUCAGUCGGAGUUGCUUUUCCAAAAGGACAAGUCAACUUUUACCUUUGAGAAGGGUUGGGCUUUCCCUAGAAGAAUCUACUUCAAUGGUGAUAAUUGUGUCAUGCCACCUCCAGAUGCCUAUCCAUGGUUGCCAAAUGCCAGUUCGCGCAAGCAUGUCUCAGCCCUUAUACUAACAGUUACUUUGUUUUCUGCUUUGGCAAUCUUAUCCAGAUAUCUAUAAGCUCGCAAAUGUACACUGCAAAGUACAUCUUCAAGUUUUGACCAGAUCUUCUUGACCUCAGCAUUAAUCAGAAAACAGUUGGAAAGUUAAUUUGUUAGUGCAAUUCCACCCAGCAUUUCAGGAGUUACAGGUGAAUUUGUAGGUCUGCUGCCAUUUUGUCAUUUGUUGCUGUUGUCUCACACUUUUUUCCUUGUACUUUCUUAUCUUUGUAGAGUUUCCGACAAUACAAUUAUGAUGUAACAAAAUUAGGGUAAAUAAAAAGAACCUUUCAGAGA